AUGUAUUUAAGCCCCCAAACCAAGUGGACAGUGUUGAGAUCAUCAUAUGUCAAUUAUGAACUUCUGGAUGGUGACAAAGCUAUUUACUCACACAAAGAGUGUGUGCAAGAACCAAUAAACCUUAUGUCUGACUUCCGAGAUAGUUUGCCAAAUUUUCCAACCCCUAAUGUUGUUGAUGUUCGCUGGAGUUAUAAAGAUGCUGUUGCCAAAGCUCUUUCUGAACUUAAUGAGGAACUCUCAGAGGUGCCAAAUGACAUUAUCCUACAUGCUUUUAUUAAGGAUGGUGGGGAUGGGCUUGGACAUGUCUCCCAGUACAAGGAAAAGGGGCAUCGUUGUCUCUCUGACAAGGCAUUCAGGUAUGCAUUUUGUAUAAUGAAUGUAAAAAUGGAAGAUGGAGGAGAAAUGAAAACAAUAUGGGAGGAGGAGGCCCCAGGGUCUGUUCGGACUAACAGGUGUCUAAUAGAGUCAAUCUGUGACGACAAUCAAACAGCUGCAAUGGUUGUAUGUGUUGCCCCUGUUGAAGCAGAGCGCCAGGAGAUGUCAAAAAGCAUACUGAGAAUACAAAUAGGAAGCAUAUGGAGGAACUUUUCUUUGCGAUUUGUUAAUUCCAUGGUGGAUGAGAAGCGAACACGAGCUGAUGGAGGGUUACAGGGUGCUGGGUCAUCAUACCUAUGUGACUUGCGCUAUGCAAAACAGAAAACUGCAAAGUCUGAUAUUGGAACCUUUGUUAUCUCUAGAAAACUCGAGGAGACCAAGCAAAUAGCAGACUUGCUACAUUUUAAUCCUGAUAAACUGAAUCCUUCACAGUUAUCUGCAGUUGCUAAGGGAGUAAAAACCCACCCCAUUCUUAACAUUGAACAUUCUGAGCACAAGGUGGAUGCAACACAUGCUAAGAUCAAUUUACGGACAUUUGUAUACAAAUUACUUAUCAGGGAGGUAGCUGGGGUUAACCAGUGGGAGGAGUCUGCAGAUGUAAAGCACUUGAUUCAAAAUACCUCUCAUAAGGUAGAUCAACACUUCAAAGCAACAAUUGGAAUUAAUUCAUGCUUAAUGAAGCCAGGAAACUAUGCAAGAAUUCUUUUGGAUCCACAAAAUGAAAGUAAAGUAGUUUUCCUUCUUGGCACUGAGGAGAAGAAAAACAACUUCACAGAGCUGCUAUCUAAGCUUCAAUUUAUGCAUAAAGUUUUUAGCUGUCGGAGUCCAAAACUUAAAUAUCCAAGUGAAUGGAAUCAUUACAAGCAAGUUGCCGUAGAGUUUGGUAACAUUUUAUUGAACAAUUAUCCCUAUGCACACUGGAGUAACUAUGUUCACAAGUCUAUUGAACAUGUACAAGAAGUUAUUGAAACAGAUGAUACACUGGGAGGACUGUCUGGUGAG
Molecule: messenger RNA, 1377 nt
Organism: Porites lobata
Lineage: Eukaryota; Metazoa; Cnidaria; Anthozoa; Scleractinia; Poritidae
Source: the annotation of a GenBank genome assembly